Messenger RNA from Ctenopharyngodon idella (grass carp), 1186 nucleotides. RefSeq names its product serine/threonine-protein kinase pim-2-like. Gene Ontology annotation, molecular function: ATP binding; protein serine/threonine kinase activity. Gene Ontology annotation, cellular component: cytoplasm. NCBI's taxonomy places the organism in Eukaryota, Metazoa, Chordata, Actinopteri, Cypriniformes, Xenocyprididae. Gene Ontology annotation, biological process: protein autophosphorylation; regulation of mitotic cell cycle; negative regulation of apoptotic process. The coding region runs from base 130 to 852 and encodes 240 amino acids. The transcript has 5 exons. The record is from RefSeq and is a predicted model, not a curated record.
GACAACAUUCUGAGCCAUUAUGAAAUCGGCAGAAAGCUUGGUGAGGGAGGAUUUGGAUCUGUCUAUGAAGGGAAACGAUUGGAGGAUGACCUUGAGGUGGCUGUGAAAAUCGCCAGAAAGCCACGGAACAUGAAAUACAUUUCCAUUCCUGGUCAUCCCGCACCCCUUCCAUUAGAGGUCGGCCUGUUGGUCCUUGCUAACAGGGGCCCCAAAGUUCCAGAGAUCAUUGAGCUGCUGGACUGGCAGGACCAACCUGACCAAUACAUCAUGAUCUUGGAGCGUCCCUCACCCUGCCAAGAUCUGUGUGAUUUUUUGAACAGUCACGGCGGCACUCUCAAUGAGGACACAGCACGGUAUAUAAUGACGCAGGCGACAAUGGCCGCUCACAUGUGCUGUUCCCGUGGAGUUUUCCACCGAGACAUUAAGUUGGAGAACCUGCUAAUAAACACAGACACACUUGAGGUCAAGCUGAUCGACUUUGGGUGCGGGGAUUUCCUCCAGGAAUCUAAAUAUGAAAGAUUCUGUGGCACCGAUGAGUACUGCCCACCUGAGUACUUCACAGAGGGCAAGUACCACGGUAAACCAGCUACUGUGUGGUCUCUGGGAGUGCUCUUAUUCUUGCUGGUGUGUGGACGCUUUCCAAAACCCAGAGACAUGCAGUUGAUUGCUGACGACAUCUGGUCUGAGCCUGGCUUGUCAAACGAAUGCUGCCAGCUGAUUCAAUCCCUCCUGCAGAAAAACCCAAGCUGGCGGAUUGAUUUGAAGAAAAUCAUUUUCCAUGAAUGGUUUAUGGUAUUGAGCCUAAGAUCAGCUACAAAUGAUUUUGAAGAUAUAUUCGCUUUUCAUUUUUAAAGAUUUUAAAAAUGUUUUCCUAUUCCCCCCCCUAACAAUUUAUAGUCUUUUUCUCUUUGCCUAUGUAUUUUUGUGCAUGUUUGUUUUUGUAUUGUGAAAAGAAAUGUCUUCUAAUUGUAGGCGUCAGCAUAUCAUUUCGUGGCCUAAUACAAGUGGCAUCCCUCCCUCCAUGCCUUGGCUGGCGACUCUUGGCUUGUGGCAAUAAUAUAAGCAUCUGGCGAUAUUACUUGCCUAGGAACAGUACAAAAAUUCCCCGUCACAGCUGACCUUAGGCAGAGCUGCAUGUCAUGGUCAGAAUUCCUCUCGGCUGCCCCAGAAGUUGUGAAAGCUGCUC